Medicago truncatula (barrel medic) is the source of this 1777-nucleotide messenger RNA. RefSeq names its product clumping factor B. The transcript has 2 exons. NCBI's taxonomy places the organism in Eukaryota, Viridiplantae, Streptophyta, Magnoliopsida, Fabales, Fabaceae. Bases 189 to 1394 code for a protein of 401 amino acids. The record is from RefSeq and is a predicted model, not a curated record.
ACACAUAAAAUUUACGGAUGUGGUGCCUAGGGUUAUGAGAUUUGAUCCCUAUAUAUAGUCGGCUAAAUCUUCCGAAAGACUCUUGAAUUGGACUUGUCCAAUAAGUUUCAGAAACUAUAUAAAUCAAAUAAAUCUCAUUCUUUUUAAUUCUUGAACGUGCAAAUCAAAAAUCAAGAAUUGAAUCAACCAUGGAAGAUAGUUUCAGAGUUCGAGCAGAGAGAGCCUUCGGUUCUCUUCCAAUCCCUUCUUCCGCUUCUCUUUGGUCUCUUUCCGAAGAAGAAAUCAAACCCGAACCUAAACCCAAACCCAAACCCGAUUCCGAACCUAAACCCUACCCUACUUCUUCUUCUUCUUCUUCUUCCGGUUUCAAAGUUGAGCUUAAGAACGAACUUGACGACGAAGAAGAAGAUGAAAACGCUGCUGGUCCAUCUAAACCCUCCGAUUACAAUGAUGAACAGUGGGAAAUUAGGUCUUCUAUUGGCCUCGAUUGCACCCUCGAUUUUGAGGAUGAGGAGGAUCAUUAUGACAAACAGGCUCUUGGCAAAGAGGGCAGGGGGGAUCGUUUGUAUAUGAGCGAGAUAAAUGAAGAUGGAAUCGGUAUAAGUUCUCGUGCGUUCGGAGAUUUUUCGAGAGACCCACGGGCUAAUCAUACGGCUGCUAGGAUUAAGCUGAAGCAGGAUGCUGAAGCAGCCAAUCAAAUUGAUACUUUGCAUGUCUCUGAGAAACCUACACCAGACAUCGCUGGUGGUGGUGGUGAUGCUGUUAACCCCAAGUCAAUUUUGAAGAGUAAAGAUAAUCCUUCAGAGUCUAGGCCCAAUAAACGUGUUCGGUUUGAUUCUGAAUGUGAUGAUAGAGAUGGAAAUGAUGAUGAGGAUGAGAAGGAAGGAACCAGGGAUGUUCGCAUGAAGACCUCCUCAAUGGAAGAGGAUGCAGCUUUAAAUCAGCCAUCAAAGUCACAGGAAUUUGCUUCUGCAGUUCCUGAUUAUAUCCGCAAUCCUUCAAAAUACACACAUUAUACUUUUGAUUCUUCAACUGACAUGGAUGACAAAGCAAAUAAGGAGGCAUACAUGAGUUUCCUUGCACAGAUAAAAGGUUCAAAUGCGUCACAGGCAGAUGAGGCUUUGGAUGACCUUCCAUCUGUUACCUUUAUACCGAAGAAGAAAUCUGGUGAUGUUACUAUGGGAGAGAAUAAGCUUGAAGUUGGCAAGGAGGGCAUGAAUAAAAAAGCCUUCCCUGUUAGCAUAGCUGCUGAUGAUGACACUGAAAACAGUGAUGUAUGUGCAAUGGAGGAGGAUGAACACGAAGUUAUCGAGGAUACUAAAAAGAGCUCUCAGAAGUCGAACCGCAAGUACAGGAAGAAAACCGAUGACGACUUGGAGGAGCCUACUGUGUAACUGUGGAAUUAGCUUCUAGAUUUGUAUUAUGUUUGGAAUUGUCGUAGGCUCAUAGCUCACCUGCCACCGUUAGACUCCCGUGUCUCCAAAGUGUAGUUUCCAACUUACUACGUGGUGCCACCGUGGUUUCCUUCAUUUCCAAGCUUUAGCUUACAUGAUUUGUUAUAAUCAGACUUGUUGCUAGUUAUUUCUUUCCUUUCAAAUUUGGGGUCUUCUUAGGCCAAUACAUCCUUUUUCAUACAUUUGUGGAAAGACAUCAUGUGCCUUGAUUUGUCUGGGAAAGUUAUGUAGUUUCUGUAACUGCUGUAGCCUGUAGGUGCAAACUUCAAAUCGACUAAUCAAACAUAAUAAUUUGAGUGGAGAUUUAAGAAACUUUUUGUCAA